AUUUGUAUGUUUUCUGAAAAAAAUAUUUUGUUCUUGUUCUUGUUCUUGCUACAUGCAUAUCAACAUAGAAUUUGAUCAAUUUCCUGUUUUCACAGACAAUGUACACAGAAAUUGACAGUUACACUCCCUCUGGAACCCCCUAUGAUGAAUUCUACUGCGGGUCAGAGGACAAGCAAUCUGACCUUUCGAGGUCACCGCUUGGUGUUAACAUCAACGCUUACCCCAUGGCAACCAUAGAGUUUGAACCUUUGCCGAGUGUUUUCUCGUUUCCUCCAUGCACACCUACGAUAAAAGAAUUUUCAGUUUUUAAAGAAAAGUCCCAAGACAUCGCAGAUGCCCUCUUAUCUCUGAAAAAUGCAGUGGUCAGGCCCGGAUACAGCGGUCAGUUAUCUCCGAUAUCCUCCACAAUGCAUUUGGGACCUGGCAACGGCAACAAUCCAGUCCAACCCACAGUGACGUAUCAUAACGGCCCAUUUCAUCCGGGAGUUUACCCUCAACAAAAUUCAAAUCAGUUUACUAUGCAGCAAUAUCCGGGCACUGACUCACAACAGAACAACAUGUUUCCUGCUAUGAGUGUAAACGUUAGCAUGAGUAUGAAUGUUGGUGUUCCUCAUGGCGUUCCUCAUAACAUGGGCAACAACCAGUAUUCGGUCCAGCAGUGGUCUGGCAACCCCGCCCCGCCUAGAUCCGCCACGCCACCUCCUUACCAAUAUAAUCAGUACAGUCUCCCACCAGUGUCACCUCAGUAUAACACUUCGUCUGCGAACCAGUAUGCCAAUCCAUACUCUCUCAGUCACGAAAUGAGACCCUUCCCACCCCCCGAUACAAGGAAUUUUAUAUACAGGCCAACAGAGAAUUAUAAGGAAGCCGCUCGUCUUUGUGCCGUUACGCAGUGGAAACGGGCUAAAUUUCUUGGAAAUCGUCACAGUAACAUACAAUGUGAAUCCAACAAAGUUAACUUGUGUCGAAUUUGUGGGAAAACUUAUGCUCGACCGAGUACCUUGAAAACGCAUCUACGAACACAUUCUGGGGAAAAACCCUACAAAUGUCCUACUUGUAGUAAAUCCUUCUCACAAGCAGCAAAUCUGACGGCUCACACACGCACACACAGUGGCGAAAAGCCUUUCCACUGUCCUAUGUGUGACCGGAGAUUCUCCCAAAGUUCUUCUGUAACAACGCACAUGCGCACACACAGCGGAGAACGUCCGUAUAGAUGUAGGUUAUGCAAAAAAGCUUUUUCGGACAGUUCUACUUUAACAAAGCAUCUGAGAAUUCAUUCCGGUGAGAAACCUUAUCAGUGUAAACUGUGUCUGUUGCGCUUUUCGCAAUCCGGUAACCUUAACCGGCACAUGCGCGUUCACACUAGCAACGUCUGACACUCGUAGACACGUCAACAAAUGUGACAAAAUCUCAAUGUUUUCCUCAAGCCCGAAAUACUGAUGUAUGCUUCUGUGUUGUACCAAA
Messenger RNA from Ostrea edulis (European flat oyster), 1464 nucleotides. Its product is annotated as protein glass-like. The record is from RefSeq and is a predicted model, not a curated record. Gene Ontology annotation, biological process: regulation of transcription by RNA polymerase II. The transcript has 2 exons. NCBI's taxonomy places the organism in Eukaryota, Metazoa, Mollusca, Bivalvia, Ostreida, Ostreidae. Bases 99 to 1376 code for a protein of 425 amino acids. Gene Ontology annotation, molecular function: RNA polymerase II cis-regulatory region sequence-specific DNA binding; DNA-binding transcription factor activity, RNA polymerase II-specific. Gene Ontology annotation, cellular component: nucleus.